UGCAAGGGGGCUACGGAGAUGUUUAUCGAGGGACCUACACAAACACCACGACGCCAGUUUGUGUGAAGGUCUUCAGACAUGUGGAUUUCUCGUGUAUUGAAAACGAUUCCAUCUCGGUAUGUUGCACGUCACAAAUUAUUGAUCACUGAUUUAGUACAAGCAAAGCGAUUGAUUCAUGAGAUUCAAGUUUGGAGCCCGUUAGAUCACCAGAACGUUGUCCGAUUCUACGGAUGGAUCCUCUAUGAGUCGAAGAAUACAGAACGCCCGACUCCGAGCCUGGUAUCAAGCUGGUGCGAAGGUGGAAACAUAUUAACUUUCCUUGGUGUACGGCGCCCCACUGGAGAUAAGCGUUUGCUUUUGAUUCAGGGGAUUGCGAAAGGUCUCGACUACUUGCAUUCACAGUCCGUAGUGCAUGGUGACAUCAAACCAGACAACGUUGUAGUCGACGGAAACGAUGUCCCACGACUGUGUGAUUUUGGAACAUCCUCCACCAACCAACCUAAUCGCCGCAUACUUAGGCAGACACACACGAUGACAUUGCGGUAUGCGGCCCCAGAAUUGUUGAUGGAUGAAUACCCCUUUCGCUGUGCAGCCAGCGAUGUUUGGGCCUUCGGGUGUACGGCUAUGCAGAUCCUCCGUGGAGAGCAGCCAUACCACUUUGUUCGGAAUACUGGGGCUGUAAUUCGUGCUGUGGAAGUUAAACGACCGCCCUUCGAACCGAGGUCCUCAACUCCUAUGGAGGAAAUUCUUAGCGGCUGCCUUGAUUACGAUCCUCACCGUCGUCCUGAUAUCAAGACUCUUCUCGACAAAUUUGGAAUCCCGUCCGAGGAAACACUUACACCGUUCCCGGAGCUGGUAAAAUUAUUGUUACGGGAACCUACAGGGUAUUGGGCGAAUGAAAAGGACUACAGGAGCGACGGCGAUGACGACAAGGAUGAAAUAGUACGUACAAGUCCUCAUUCGGUAUUACGUCGUGGAUGCAAGAACCGAAUGGAUGUGCGAAUAAAAACCUUGCGAAAGCUCCCCAUAACAGCUGAAUGGGAGCGCAGAGACUUUGUGCGUGUACGUUGGUCUGCCCAGCUUCCUAAGAAGUACGCUUGAAUGCUCCCGAAGCGCUUCUUCGCCCAGGGAAAGAACUGGAACAACUUCGCCAGGACUAAUCUAGCGCCAAUGCAAGGAUGGAUGAUGAGAUUAGAUGAUGAUGGGAACCUCAACGUUGGUCUGGUUUCUCCUUGGUAUCCGAGAGGGAAUGU
Messenger RNA from Cantharellus anzutake, 1253 nucleotides. RefSeq names its product kinase-like domain-containing protein. Gene Ontology annotation, molecular function: ATP binding; protein kinase activity. Lineage: Eukaryota; Fungi; Basidiomycota; Agaricomycetes; Cantharellales; Hydnaceae. The record is from RefSeq and is a predicted model, not a curated record. The transcript has 7 exons. The coding region runs from base 79 to 1101 and encodes 340 amino acids. Gene Ontology annotation, biological process: protein phosphorylation.